This is a messenger RNA of Manduca sexta (tobacco hornworm), 5003 nucleotides long. RefSeq names its product facilitated trehalose transporter Tret1. Gene Ontology annotation, cellular component: membrane. The transcript has 8 exons. Gene Ontology annotation, molecular function: transmembrane transporter activity. Lineage: Eukaryota; Metazoa; Arthropoda; Insecta; Lepidoptera; Sphingidae. The coding region runs from base 3648 to 4988 and encodes 446 amino acids. Gene Ontology annotation, biological process: transmembrane transport. The record is from RefSeq and is a predicted model, not a curated record.
UUUUGUAAGAAAACAACAUUUGAAUUUAAAUUUGUUUGUUAUAGAUCAUCAUUAUAGAUCACAAGAAUAAUUAUUUUAAUUUUAAGUUAGAUUAAACAAAACCAGCUCUUCAAACAUCUUAUCACUCAUUUUCCUUCGAUGAGGCCGCAUGAUCAUACCCCCAUAAGAAAAAAGUCGUUCCACAGAGGCAGAGCUCGGCAAACAAGUGUAUUUUAUUUUUUAUUUUUUUAUUGUAGUGUAAGUAUUUAAGCUCUUUAGGCUUAUGUCUUUAUUAUUAAGGUAUUGCAAUGUUUCUAAGUCAGCAGCGCUGGCAGGAGACCCCGUGUUUUCGCCACUUGCAAUAGAGGAAUCAGAAUCCUCUAAGAAGAUGUAAUAAGAUUCAUCCUUUCACUUAUUUAAUAUCACCUUCUACAUUGUCCAAAGCCUCAGAUUCUUGUUUUUUCAGAUCAAUUUAUUUUUCGUGUUUCAGUCAGUAUAAGUUCUUUUACAUAUUCUUUACGCUCUUUUGGUACCCACUUCAUUUUAAAAAAACGGAUCGGAUCGAAAGGAAGUAUAUAGUAUAGAAAUAGAUAAAGUAGCUGAAUAAAAUAAAGCUUACGUUUCCAUAUUUACGAUCUCCAAUUUCACAAAAGUAAACGAAAAAUAACUGAUUUCAAAUCAAUCAUAACUAUUCAUAACAGCCGGUGAAAUUUGUAGAAAGAAAGAGUCGUUAUCUAUUAAUUUUUCCUCAAGUAUAGUGUCCAAGAACGGCUCGGUCAGUUCUACGCAUUUAUUUUAUAAACGACACCAAAUAAUCUCUACUUUUUCUAAAGUAUUUUAUCAGAAAAAGUAUUUAUAAAAUACUAAGAUACUAAACAAAAGUAUUUAAAUACAAGAUACAAAAUCCUUUCUAAAAAAGUAUUUUAGAUACAAGAUGAAAAUACGUAUUUUGUAUCUUGUAUCUGUAUUUCAAAUACUUGUAUCUUAGAUAAGUCACAUCACUGUAUCUUAAGCAUAGGCAGAGGUAUCAGCGCACCCAAUAUUCGCCAAAUGUGUUCCGUCCCAUGAUGUGAUGAGCCUAUCGCCAUAAUACCGAGCAGAAAAAUCCAGAAUUAAAAUUUUGAAUGCUCCAUUAUCGCUAAAUUUUAGUGAUAUUUAUUUCAAUCAGUUAAAGUAAUAUAAGUUUAUAUUUAUCAUUGACUGAAUAUAAACAUUGUUCUUAUCCUUGUACACCUAAUUGCCCCAUUUUACGUACUACAUAGUACAUACAUCUUUAUUAAAAAAAAACGAGUAGAAAAUAUUCCAGAUACUGAGAUUUACUUAACACAAAUUCAAUGAAAUAUACAAUCUAUUUAUAUAAAUUUUGUAUAAUUUGAGGUUUUUAAUAUGACCUGUAAAAUUUUUUAUAAAUGUUUAUUUUAUUUGUUUGUAAAUAUGGCUCGUGCCCAGCUAUGGGACAGUAAUAUAGGGGUGACAUUAUUUUUAUCUUUUAUCUAUAUAAUAAAAGUAAAUAUAUAUUUCACAGCGAUUUUUAUGUAUUCAUUACUUUAGACCAGCGGGCAAUUAGUGCCUCCCGGACGAAGCCAUGGCGGGACGCUAGUUAUUUUAAAAUAUGCGUUCCAAUUUUUUCAGAUAUUUUAUUUGCAAUCUUCGAACCAAUUAAUCGACCAGGAACUCUUUUAUGAGUAAAUUAAACUUGCUUUACCGUAUUUCGGAAGAUAAAUAUUAUCCAUAUUGCUUUAAGCCUUAUAUGACUGCUUGGUGUCCUAUGAAACAAGUAAUAUAUUAUAAUUAUCUUUAUAUAUAAUAGUAGAAGUAAUUAUAACUAUCUUUAUUAUAUCACAAUCUCACAAAUCGCUCACCAAAUUGCAAGCAUUACGACUGUCCAGAAACAGUACCACAUAAAAAAUAAUAAUAAUAAUACUGCUUUGAAAUAUAAACAUUUGCAUGGUAGAGGCACGAGUGGUGAGCACACUUGUGAUUAGUCAGUUUGACUUCUAUGGCGGACUUUUAUCCGAGAUUGCUUGAGCCACGAGCAAAAGUGAACUCUAAAUAUAAUAGUAAUUGAAGCAAUUAUUUUUCGCAUCAAUAUCCCGUCACUCUUUUAAUUGCAAAAUUUUAACUAGUAGAUGUAUAAUAAUUAUUUUUAACUCAAUUUGGCCAAUUUUUAUUAAAAUAAGGAAGAAUAUAGUAAGUAAUAUUACAUCACAAUGUCACCACACAAUAAAGAUUAGAUCUACGAGGGAGCUAUUGAUUGAAUUCAAAAGUAUUUUCUGAUUAAAGUAAUCCACAUUAUGCGUUAUUUAAUUAAAUCAUCCAGCCCUAUAAUGCAAUCACAUUAAAAAGUUUUUUAGGUCUUUAGCAUCGAAAAAAUAUACAUAUCGCAAAUGGGAACACUGUUUUGAAAGCGCAUGAACAUUUUUUUCGUACAUUUGUGCAUUUAUUUAUCUAGCUUAACUAGCCCUUUUAAUUAGUCACCGACUUCAAAAUUGGUAACCAGUAGGUAAUGUUAUUUUUUUUCUUGUUAGUGGUUUUUGAAGGCUAUAUAAUCUUUUUUAAGUCUUUUAGGAACUGAUGAGGCUGAUAUAGAGUAUAUUAUAGGAUAAGGCGUUUGUUGCUCUGUCUCUGUACUUAUUUCAAAAUUGGUAAUAAUUGGUAUUAGAGAUAAGCCGUUGAAAUGGUAUCAGUUACCUAACUGACCGCAUGUAGUGCGUAAAUACAGGUGAAUAUCUCGAUGAUUAUCAACAAGCAGAACACAGUGUAACAGGGUAAACUCGAUCCUACGCUUUUCUUAAUAAAAGAUCUUAAUGUAAUAUGCACAAUUGAACUAGAGCAUAGUAAACUUCUGGCAUUUGAAGAUACGGCAUCAAUCAUUACGGGGCGUACAUGGAAAAAAACUUUUAAUGCUGCACAGAUUAAUUUUAAUAAAUUAAUGCAUUAGCUAGAUGUUAAUUUUUUUUUAUAAGCGCAAGCCAAAGCGACCCCACUGCACCUGAUGGUAAGUGGGUCUAAUAGAAUGUCGACUAACGAGAGAUUAUUUUCCCAUGACACUCGAUACAAUCACGCCGGCCUGUUGGAGCCGGAUAUACACAGACUGAUCCCGGAAUGCGUCACACUUACGUGGGCCACUAUGGCGGGUUUUAACAAAUUGUGUACGAUGGUUUUCUGGACAGAGAUAAACUAUAUCUCACCGCCAACAAAUGCAUUUAAAACAUCUUGCGGAGCCUAAGGUACUAAAAACAUUUUAUUUAUGGUCUUUGUCAAUCCUUGAUAAUAUACAGCAUUUCUUCAUUGAGAAUUGCAUCCAACACUCAUCUAAUACAAUUGAAUGAAUUAAUAAAGAGCUUAAAUAAUUUUUGUUAGGGGUAAAGAUUUAGAAAUUUAUUUGACAGGGUCUCAAACGACACGUAAUUUCGCAAAGGGUUAAUUUAAUGCAGAUGCACGUUUAUGUAUAUAUUAUACAGCCAAUGUUAACAUAUCAAAAUAAUAAAUUAAAGAUAAGAUUACCAGUUAUAUUUUAUUUCUUAUACGUAAACCAUACAUUAGCAAUCCAUUUGAUAGGUCUAUUUAAAUACUCUGACAAAUGUGUUUUGGUAUUUCUUCAAUGGAAAAGUUACUAGUUUUGUAAUAGAAGUGUGCCUGUGCUCAAACUUUGUGAUCCGAAUGAAAUGAAGUUAUAUUUGAGAAGACAGUUAUUAAUAUCAUCAUGCAUAUACUUGGGCCAGAGUCUUUGCGGGUACAUCGGAGGGUGGACAGCGCCUAUAAUACCCAAAUAUCAGGACCCAAAUCAAACCCCCUUAUCUGACGUCAUCACAGACGAGCAAGCGUCUUUAGUUGGCUCGUUUGUAUACCUUGGAGUUUUAUUGAGUUCCCUUCUUUCGGGAUAUCUUGCGAAUAAAAAGGGAAGGAAGCUAUGUCUCAUGCUGGGAGGAUUUAUUGGCUUUCUAGGACAACUGCUAAUUCUUCUAUCAGUCAAUUUGCCAAUGCUCGUAGCUGCUAGGACGAUAGCUGGUUUCGGCGUUGGACUUAUUUUUAAUCUAAACCUUGUAUAUCUAGCAGAAAUAGCGUCAACCAAUAUUCGAGGAUCUCUCCUGACUGGGACAGGGUUCUUCAUGUCCUUUGGGACCCUCCUGGUUUAUUCUGUAGGACCCUUUGUGUCAAUAGCGGCAACAUGCUACAUCGGUUUAGGUAUUGCUCUCGUGUUCACGGUAGGGACAUAUUUUAUACCAGAGUCACCUGUCUUCAAAGUGUUGAAAGGAAGAAAUGACGAAGCUAUCGAAAUCCUGGUACAAUUAGACAGAAGCAACGACAUUAAAGAUAUAAUGGCAUCAGAAGAUGUAAACAAAACUAUUAACUAUUGGGACAUAAUCAAAGUGAAGACUAACAGGAAAUCUUUACUUAUAUUAAUAGCAUUAUUUAUUUUUCUGAGUAUGAGUGGAUCUGUUACCAUGCUAUUCUACGCGACAUCUAUAUUUGAGAUGGCUAACAUGGAUUUAGAUUCAAAUAUAUCUACUAUCAUAAUUGGAGUGACUCUGCUGGCCUCGAGUUGUUUAUCGCCUUUACUCGUAGAGAGAGUGGGAAGAAGAUUUUUACUAACUGCCUCAAGCGCGUUAAGUUCAGUUUUUCUGGCGCUCUUGGGACUCUACUUUUUCUUAGAGAAUGGAAAUUAUCCGGUGGUAGAGAAUAUAAAAUGGUUGCCUCUCCUUUCUAUGAUGGGAUUUUUUAUUGUUUUUAAUAGUGGUUUUGCUAUCAUACCAUCAGCACUCACAAGCGAGCUGUUUGCAUCAGACAUGAGGAGCUUAGGAUCUGCUAUAACACUCUCUUUCAACUGGUUCUUCGGAUUUCUCACAUCAAUGACGUUUGGCUUCAUGGUAUCAGCUCUCGGAGGGCACGCCAUCUUCUGGAUGUAUUCUGGUAUAUGUGCAGCUGCAUUUGUGUUCUCUCUGAUCUUCGUACCUGAAACCAAAGGGAAGAGUUUCGUUGAAAUACAAAAUAUGCUGAGUAAAUAAAUCUGAAUAAUAAUU